AUCUAUAAAUGGCGGACGAGGCAUUUUUCAAUGUAUACAACCAUAGAAGAUUUUCUGCGAAGUGAGAACAACUUCAUCCCAAUAAGGUACUCUUAUCAUGAUAUUAAAAGGAUGACCCGUGGGUUCAAGGACAAGCUAGGUGAGGGAGGCUAUGGAUCUGUGUUCAAAGGGAAAUUACGAAGUGGCCGUUUUGCAGCAAUUAAGAUGUUAGGCAAGCCAAAAGCUAAUGGGCAAGAGUUUAUCAGUGAAGUAGCUACAAUUGGUCGGAUUCACCAUGUUAAUGUGGUGCAACUUGUUGGUUAUUGCGCCGAGGGAUCAAAGCGUGCUCUAGUAUAUGACUUCAUGCCAAAUGGGUCUCUUGAUAAGUACAUUUAUUCUAAAGAUGAAAGUAUCCCAUUAAAUUGCAAAAAGGCAUUUGAGAUUUCUCUUGGAGUGGCUCGAGGGAUCAAAUAUCUACAUGAAGGUUGUGACAUGCAAAUUUUACAUUUUGACAUCAAGCCCCACAAUAUUCUUCUUGACGGGAAUUUCAUCCCAAAGAUUUCUGACUUUGGGCUUGCAAAAUUAUAUCCCGUGGAUAAUAGCAUUGUCUCUUUAACAGCAGCAAGAGGAACAAUGGGAUACAUGGCUCCUGAGCUAUUCUACAAGAAUAUUGGGGGUGUUUCGUUUAAAGCUGAUGUUUAUAGUUUUGGAAUGUUGUUGAUGGAAAUGACAAGCAGAAGGAAGAAUUUGAAUGCAUUUGCAGAGCAUUCAAGCCAAAUCUACUUCCCUUCAUGGGUUUAUGAUCAAUAUAACAAGGGGAAGGACUUGGAGAUGGGCGAUGUACUAGAGGAAGAAAAGGAAAUCAUGAAAAAAAUGGUUCUAACAGCCUUAUGGUGUAUACAAAUGAAGCCAAGUGAUCGUCCUUCAAUGAAGAAAGUCAUAGAGAUGCUUGAAGGGGGUGCUGAAUUCCUGAAAAUGCCUCCCAAGCCUUUUCUAUGUCCACAAGAGAUGCCAGUGGGUGAUCUUGAUCAAGACAGUUUGAAUCAAGCAUAUUCUAAGACCGAGCUAACAUCUACUUUGUCAGCUAUGUGA
Molecule: messenger RNA, 1071 nt
Organism: Prunus dulcis (almond)
Lineage: Eukaryota; Viridiplantae; Streptophyta; Magnoliopsida; Rosales; Rosaceae
Product: rust resistance kinase Lr10-like
Exons: 1
Coding region: 31-1071 (346 amino acids)
Biological process (GO): protein phosphorylation
Molecular function (GO): ATP binding; protein kinase activity
Source: RefSeq, a predicted model, not a curated record